AUGUGUGAGGGCAGACAACAGUUACACAUAAAGGCUACACACAUGUUGAACAUUUUUGAGUCCCUUCGUGUUACUUCUGUUCGUAUCGCAAUUAUAUGAUCAUCAUGACGGAAAAUUCAUCGUAUAGCUCUACGUCAUUGCUAUUCCCUACUUAAAUAUUACCGACCCUGGAGAUCUACAUCGCAGAUCUGUGUAUACUCAGCGCCUUAACAUUACUCUAUGCCGUCCAGCAAUAUGGAUAAACAACAAAAUUCCAAAUACUUCAAGCGUGAAGAGGUAGAGAUACAUGCUACAACUAAUUUAUCAGCACCAAGCUUUGGAAGCCGUUUAAACCUCUCAUCAUUCACAUACUCUGCAGAUCCACCUUCACACUCUAUCCGACAGAGUCCCCGUCGGAUAUUAUCGAACUCAUCGACUCCACAACUAUCUCCCUCUCCCAUCAAACGCAAAAUCGAUAUAGAAUCCUCUGUAUCUGCGAACACUUCGACCUCCCCACUCAAAAAAUCCCGAACUCGACGCUCCACAGGCUACGCGCCACCAUCCCUCUACGCGCAUCUUCCAUUCCUCCCAGAUGUCGUAGCCCCAAAUCUCCUCUGCUUAUUUGUAGGCCUCAAUCCCGGUCUCGAGACCGCUAGAGUGGGACAUGCCUAUGCGCACCCUUCCAAUCGUUUCUGGAAAACACUCUAUUCUUCUGGUUGUACUACUCGUCUUCUGAAAGCGGAAGAUGAUGUGCGGUUACCUGAGUUGUAUUCUUUAGGGAAUACAAAUAUUGUUCAAAGACCGACGAGAAAUGGGGGUGAGCUGUCCAAAAAAGAGAUGGAUGAUGGGGUAAGCAUAUUGGAAGAGAAAAUUAGGAUGUAUAGACCAGAGGUGGUGGCGUUGGUGGGGAAGAGCAUUUGGGAGAGUGUGUGGAGGGUGAAGAAGGGGAAGGCGAUGACGAAAGAUCAAUUUAAAUAUGGGUGGCAGUCGGAAGAAGAGAAUUUGGGCAUCGUGAGGGGUGCAGAGUCCUGGAUGGGAGCAAGAAUUUUUGUUACAUCCAGUACAUCUGGAUUGGCUGCAUCACUGUCACCGGCGGAAAAAGAAGAGAUAUGGAGGAAAUUGGGAUCUUGGAUAGAGCAAAGAAGAAAAGAGAAAGCUGGCAUACAUAGAGUUAAAGAGGAGCUAGAAAACAGUGGUUGAAUAUCUUACUGCAAGGUUGGACAUUUGCAUUUUUGCAUUUUCCAUCAGUCUUGGACAUUGCAACCAUUUUACACAUUAACCCUACAUCCGAACGCAUUACAUCCGAUUAGAUUAUAAUGCUUAGAUUUGGCUGUAAUAGAGUGGCCUUUUCCUGUUCCAUGAAUAGUAUGAGUGGCCUCUUCUCUUCGCCUACUUUGAUGAAGGAACGAACUCUAGCUCAAGCAUGCUAUAGAGGUAUGAUGAUAUGGAGACUUCAAAUCCGUGUUUCAAAAAGCUUGGAAGACUUACACGUCAAGCUCUCUAGUUUAUGACUACCAUUCUCAUCAACAAAACCACCUCGAUUACAUUAGAAUAAAAUACGCACUCCCAAAAAUCAUCAACUUGUAUCCAUUU
Messenger RNA from Sclerotinia trifoliorum, 1572 nucleotides. Lineage: Eukaryota; Fungi; Ascomycota; Leotiomycetes; Helotiales; Sclerotiniaceae. The record is from the annotation of a GenBank genome assembly.